GGAGUGUUUCCCCUCCGGCUGAUCACUGCUCACCAGGGCAGUCGUGUUUGACCACCUCAGACCUGAGGAGCCAAGACUGAGCUGCCCAGGAGCCAUGUGCACCUCCAGGCUCUACACCUUAGUGCUGGUGUUGCAGCCUCAGCGGGUCCUACUGGGCAUGAAGAAGCGGGGCUUCGGCAUGGGCCGCUGGAAUGGCUUUGGGGGGAAAGUGCAAGAUGGAGAGACCAUCGAGGAUGGGGCCAGGAGGGAGCUGCAGGAAGAGAGUGGUCUGACAGCAGAGGUAUUGCACAAAGUGGGGCACAUCGUGUUCGAGUUUAUGGGGACUCCUGAGCUAAUGGACGUGCAUAUCUUCUGUACAGACAGCGUGCAGGGGACGCCUGUGGAGAGUGAUGAAAUGCGCCCUCAGUGGUUCCACCAGGACCAGAUCCCCUUCCAUGACAUGUGGCCUGAUGACAGCUACUGGUUCCCACUCCUGCUCCAGAGGAAAAAGUUCUGCGGCUACUUCAAGUUCCAGGGCCAGGACACUAUCCUGGAAUAUUCGCUACGUGAGGUAGACCAAGUCUAGCACAGGGCCUGCUGGCGGCCAGGAGAAGACGCCUUGGCUACAGGUGGCCUGUCCAUGUGCUCACAGCAUCCAAGGCCGGCCUCAUGGUCCCAGAGAGGACUGGAUGCAAGGGAAGGCCUUCACUGGCAUGGCCUGUCCUGCCCCAUCCCCAGGAAGCUGCCUGCCAAUGUAGCUGACAAACAAACACUGGACAGAAGUGGAAGGGACAGGGUGAAGGAGGCCCUGUCACAUGACCUAUUGUCCUCUUACUGCUACCCCACUUUUGUGAUUCCUGCCCUUUCCCAGUGGAGAAACAGAGACAGAGAAGAGCCAAAGGCCAAACCUGGCAUGUGCCAGGCCUCUCCUGAGAACACAAGGGCCAUUCUCAUCCCAAUGGGAACCACAAGAAGGAAGAGGCCUUACAGCUAUGUCCACUAUUCACACACUUAACUGUUCACCAAAAUUUAUGGAUAAACUGCAGAGU
This is a messenger RNA of Perognathus longimembris pacificus (Pacific pocket mouse), 1028 nucleotides long. RefSeq names its product nudix hydrolase 1 (gene Nudt1). Lineage: Eukaryota; Metazoa; Chordata; Mammalia; Rodentia; Heteromyidae. The transcript has 3 exons. Gene Ontology annotation, molecular function: 8-oxo-7,8-dihydroguanosine triphosphate pyrophosphatase activity. Gene Ontology annotation, biological process: DNA protection. The coding region runs from base 95 to 565 and encodes 156 amino acids. The record is from RefSeq and is a predicted model, not a curated record.